This is a messenger RNA of Rhincodon typus (whale shark), 1181 nucleotides long. RefSeq names its product enkurin domain containing 1 (gene enkd1). The record is from RefSeq and is a predicted model, not a curated record. Bases 113 to 916 code for a protein of 267 amino acids. The transcript has 6 exons. Lineage: Eukaryota; Metazoa; Chordata; Chondrichthyes; Orectolobiformes; Rhincodontidae. Gene Ontology annotation, cellular component: cytoplasmic microtubule.
GGACGCGGUUGCCGUGGUGACGGAGGUGACGCAAUGACGUUGCGUUUGCGUGUCUUCAAAGUGGCGUACGCAUGCCCGGGGACGGUUGGAAAGUUGGAAGAAGGUAACCAAGAUGUCCGAGGGUCCCUCCAAGAUAUCUGGUCCCAUUCCACCAGACCCAACACUAUUCCCAGAUUUCUACAAGCGUCCGCUGUCAGCUCGGGGUCGGCUAGAAGGGAAUAGCUUAAAACUAGACUUCCUUUUGGGACCAUUAGCCCCUGAUCCCACCUUGUACCCCUCAUGCUACAGUGCCCGCCCAUCGCGGCCAGGUCCUCGUGUGCGUUCGAAUGCCAGAGAGAUCCUGGAGAGAGGGCAAAGGGGCUCUGUCGGCAUGCUGCUGCAGCUGGAAGGAGCGUCAUUGCAUCGACCAUUGUCACCAAAAAAGAAAGAACUGAAAGAUCAUGAAAAGGAGAAUGUGAGGCGCAUGCGGGAGAUACAGAAGAAAUGCAGGGAGAAGGACCAAGAGCGAGAACUGAGUGGCCCCAAACCUGUUAAAGCGCUUUGGAAGUCCCAGAAAUAUGAAUCCAUUCCUUCAAAAGUGAUGACACAGUUACAGGAGAGUUCACCCCCCCAACAUUCUGAAAGUCAACAUUAUCUUAAAGCACACUCAAGAUGUGGGUCAGGUGUUUGCCCAAAGAGAUCCUUGUCACCAAGUCCACCAAAAUCAGAGAGUUGUGCUGAAGUAGUGGAAGAUGCCAGCAGAGAGAUUCAUGUCAAAGGUGUUAAUGUUGAUUUUGUAAAGCACAAUGCUCAGAAUGCAAGGAGAAUGCCAGUGCGACGCUCCAAAUCUCUGCAGUCACUUGCCGAAGUGCUUGAUAGGAAAGCGAAGGAACAACAGGAAUAUAUAAGCAAGAACAAAGGCCAGCUUCCUCAGUAGUAAGCAGGGACUAUUGGUAUAUUUUAAACUUUACUAAACCUUUUGCUUUCUAUCUUAUCUUCUGCAGUAAUUUAUUUAAAUCAGUCUGGUACUACUGCAACACGAUGUGCAUUCUUUUUAUUCCAGAGACUGUCCCUGUCUCACCUUAAACUUCCAUCUCUCCAUCACAGCCUUCAGCAUUUCUCCACUUUAUGCUGUCUUUGUCACUGUUCUUCUUAAAUUUUGUUGUCAUUCUAAAACGCGAAAUCCAAUUUCUUAGAUGUGC